AUGGCCGCCAACCGCACCCUAAUUUCAAACAUCCUCGCCACACCCCUAGACUGCGCAGAAGAAAUCUUCCACGUCGUUCCCUACCCUAACAACCCUGAACUUCUCCCCUCAACACUCCUACCCACUAUCACUCAACAGACAGUGCUUCACAGUGACUGGAUCGAUAUGUUUCCUUGUCCGCAGGCGCGAGAUAGUUUGAUCCAGGCCGCUGGCACUUUUGAUGAGGACGACCUGUGGGCAGACUGCGUCGGGGGACUAUAUGAGGGCUUUCCUGAUGAUGAAAUGGAACGACGUGGUAUGAUUGCGUGGUCGCCGACUUGGGAUAUCUCGGGAUGGGAGAUGUCGGAAGGGUUUAUGAGGAAAUGGGGGUGGUUGUUCAAGGGAUUGCCGGGGCCGUUAGAGGCGACAAAUCGGUGGCGGAUAGAAAGAGGUGAGGAACCAUUUGCUCAAGACAACUAUCAGUCGAGCUUUGUUACUUGA
This is a messenger RNA of Colletotrichum abscissum, 480 nucleotides long. RefSeq lists its product as uncharacterized. The coding region runs from base 1 to 480 and encodes 159 amino acids. NCBI's taxonomy places the organism in Eukaryota, Fungi, Ascomycota, Sordariomycetes, Glomerellales, Glomerellaceae. The record is from RefSeq and is a predicted model, not a curated record. The transcript has a single exon.